AUGUUUAGACGAGAUGCGCUUAUUGGGAUGCUGCCAGAAGAUUGCAUGGUCCCGGUUGGGGUGCAUUGCGUCCAUUUCCUCGGACGGGCUCCGGGUGAUCGUCCGCUAUCUCCAGUGCCGUCCGUCAGAUGGCAAAUGGGUACUCGGAGAAGAGUCCCCCUGACGCCAGUGAUGGAGGCCCAUAAUGGGAACCAGCUGGCUCAUCUACUUUGGAAUGAGACUGGCUCGGACCUGGCCGUCGUGGAUUGUUCGGGCCGCAUAUCCAUAUAUUCCAUAUCAAUCGCACUGAACAGCAUCACCGGUCUGCGGCAGGCCGCCUUCGACUCUGGCGAUGAUGGAAGCCAGGUGGUUGGGAUGAUGUGGCUCAACUCUCAGCGUUUUAUUCACUCCUUUCAUCAGGCAGCCAAGGUCAAUGGUCGAUGGGCGUAUUCGCCCUUCCGCCGACGUCCCAUCGGGCCGUUCCACCCAGCUAAUAAAGGCGCCUUGCUCUGUGUCACAAGAGCCGGCCAAAUGAAGCUGAUUUAUCAGAACCCCGACAGCAAAUGGGCCGAGCUACCAAUUGAACUCAAAAGUACAGGGUACUCGGAUAGGUUAUUAACACAUGCAUCCAUGACUGCCACACAAGCCGGUAUCCUGCUUGCUACAUAUUCUGCAUGUCAGAAAAUGUGCCUGUACAGAGUCCACAUCACCUGGAAUCCACCACAGUGGGAGCCGACCCAGGCGAAGCAGCCAGGCCAGUAUCCUGUGCCCAGCAUCCGCUUGAUCCACUGCAAGGUCGACAUGCCAAGCAAUAUAUUGAAUGUCAACCACGGCCUCGACCAUUCGGAUAAUUCAUUGCCAUUUUCCAAUACAGUGUACUCAUUAACUCGAUUGGAGAUUAUGCCAGGGCUGGUGGACAGCCCUGCAGGGUCUUCAGCUAAUCCUUGGAUCCUGGCUAUCUUCUCAAAACCUUUACAUGCCCCGCAUGAAUACCCAGAGCAGCUGGGCCCGUCAAGUGUCAUUGUCAGAUGGCACUUGGAGUCUGCGCAACAAACACUCCAUCCCAAGUUCGACGAGGUGGCCUCGAAAAAGAGUAACGCCCAAGCAAAGCCCCAAAUGGAGUUGCGCCGCUUAGAAGAUAUCAACUGUGACAAGUACAUUGUGUCCACCGAGUUGGUGGAAUAUGGAUCUGGACUGGCUGUUACUUACGAAGACGGCUCAAUUACGUGCUAUGAUACGAAAACAAUGGUCCCUUUCACUGGACUUGACGACUCAAGUACAGUCACCUGCCUCGCCCAGGCUGGGUAUCAGUACCCCAUCGAACCAUCGGGUCUCCACAUCACCUUCUCUCCUAAUUCAUGUGUUGCCGUCACGCUGGACAGUGACGGACAGACGCAAUUGAGAGUGAUGGAACAUUCUUUCGGUUCCACAGAGGGCGCUUACGACGAGAACAGGUUUUCUGCCGCGAUAGCGGCCUUGACGUUGACGUUUUGUCGGGGAUGUGGAGGCGAUUCUAAUACAGACGACAUUGUCAUGGUUGCCCUCCGGCAAUUAUCACCCGAUGCCCAAACCUCAUUUAUCAGUGAGGUUUACCGCGCAUUGCCAGUCAAUUGCAACUUCACCGCAGAACAGGACAAAUUGAUGAGUCAUCCCUAUAUACCUCGUUGUCUCAGCCUACAAGCGGCACUUGGAUUUGGAGGCAGACUCAAACAACGCAAUCUCGCAUCGUCCGUCCCAUGGGCGAUUCUUCAGCUCCGCCAUGCCUCAGUGCUAUAUGCAUACUUCUUCCAAUACAACAAAGUUGGACAAACAGAAUCGCAUGAUCCAGAUGUCCUGCGCAUGGUGUUGGGCAAUACCAAAUGGACGCUAGACUUCUCCCACUUCAUCCUGAACGAGAUCUUCGACCUGGCAGAUGAGUUUGAAGAUGUCUUCAACGACCCGGAAGCAUUCACUCAGAAACUGAAAACCACCACAUCCCUCCCCCUCCUAAUCCUCCUCUCCAGCAUGUCCCGCGCCUUCCUCCGCUUCACCUGCCGCGGCCUCCGCGGCGUCCACGCCGGCUUCGCAACCGCAAACCCAGCAUCCCUCCUCGGCGACUCCCGAGUCUACUACACCGAAAUCUGUCAAACCCUCGAGUCCUCAGCCGUACGCAUAGACGUCUACGAGAAGUUCCUCGCAGGCGUCGACUCAGCCGUGAAACACGCCUACCAAGGCGCCGGCUUCGGCGACGCCGAACGACCAGGUCCAGAAAAAGAACUCCUCGUCAACGCACGCAUUCCCCCCGUCCUCACGAGCGCAGUGGCAACACUCCUCCGACAGACCGUCCCAUCACUGAAAUCAGAGAUCAAUCGCAUGGCCAUCUACCUAGGGGACUAUAGCUGGCUUGGCUUUGGGAAUGAUCGCCGCACCGCGCUGUACAGGAAGCAGCGCGAGGUGGAUAUUCUUAAGAAAUGUGCUUUGAGGCCGCCGUUGCCGCUGGGUAAUGAUGGGCGUGUAGCGCCGCUUAAGAAGAGGCGGUGUGCCCGUUGCUGUGAGGUUUCUGGGGAUACGAAUUUGCCGAGGUCGCUUUCGUCGUUCAAGAUGAUUGCGAAGUUGGGGUUGUUGAGGUCUUGUCUUUGUGGGGGGGAUGUGGAUCCUUCAGACGGAUUCUGGGGAGCUUGGGAGUCAUGA
Messenger RNA from Penicillium brevicompactum, 2649 nucleotides. RefSeq names its product mediator of RNA polymerase II transcription subunit 16. The record is from RefSeq and is a predicted model, not a curated record. NCBI's taxonomy places the organism in Eukaryota, Fungi, Ascomycota, Eurotiomycetes, Eurotiales, Aspergillaceae. Gene Ontology annotation, biological process: positive regulation of DNA-templated transcription. The coding region runs from base 1 to 2649 and encodes 882 amino acids. Gene Ontology annotation, cellular component: mediator complex. The transcript has 10 exons. Gene Ontology annotation, molecular function: protein binding.